GCUUGUUUGUGUAAACAGACCCUGAGGAACCUGAUGACGCUGUGAGGUUGAAUCUGAUGAGAAGCAGAAGGAGCUGAGUUAAACAGCUGUGGUUAUCUGGACAUGCAGUUCAGCUCUGUCAGGCCUUCAUGCAGCCGUCUGAUACCUCCGUCUCCAGGGUUUAUCACCCAGGACGUCCAUGAGGCGACGCCAGCCGUCAUGUUUCUACCUCAGGACACAAACAGGUCAAUCAGACCUGUUGUUUCUGGACAAACCCUGGUGUCCUGAGACAAGACGAGUCUUUCAGAGGGACACUUCAUGUCCUUACGCCUCUAACAUUUAAAGAUAGAAUAUCAGUUUGCAAGUUUAAAUAUUUUAAAUCAACUCUUAAGCUCCUGCUUUGACCAAUUCUAUUAAUGCAUCUACUCUGUCUGUGCACUGGCUGCAGACGGUCGCAGGUGGAAGUGGUUCUCUGAUUAAACUGACCACAGCUCAGCUCAUUCGCAUGUUGUCUCAGGAAGGAAAUCUCUCUCUGACAUGCAUUUACACAUGAAAAUUUAGCGAAGUAAUGAGGUUGCCAUCUUGAACAUUUUCUUAUGUCAUUCUAAGUUUCCUCACACUUCUUCCUCCUUUAUGCAGAGAAAGAAAGAAAGAAAAAGAGAGGGAGAGACGGGAGCACAGUUAUCUACUGUUAAAUUAUUAACUAACAGGAGUUACAUAUAGAGACAGAACUGAAACAAAGACUGACAGAGGUAAAGAGAGAACUAAGAGAGCGAGAGAGAAGUCAAGAGAGGUAGAGAGAAAACACAGAGAGAGAGAGAGAGGGGUAGGUUGAUUUCAUUUUCAGUACUGUCCGAUCAGACUGCAGCCUCAGCUCUGACAGAGAGACUCAGUCAGUCAGAGGUCGGCUCAGGUGUUGGAUGUCGUCUGAUGUUUGCUGGAUGUAAUUCGAUGCGACAUGGAGCCGCUGGCCUCGCUGCUGUCCACCCUGAAGACCCUGGAUCCUGGAGUUCUGGAUCAGGAGUACAGCGUGGUGCGUUCACAGACCCUGUCAUUGAAGAGAGAUCUGGCUUUGACCACGGAAGCCGGAGCUCUGAAGGAAAACAUCAAGAAGAACAGAUACAAAGACAUCCUGCCGUAUGAUCAGUCUCGGGUGGUGUUGUCUCUGCUGACGUCUGACUCCGACUCUGACUACAUCAACGCCAGCUUCAUCAAGGGGGCGUCAGCAGACAACAGGUACAUCGCCUCUCAGGGUCCCCUCAGCUCCACCCUGACUGACUUCUGGAGGAUGAUCUGGCAGCACGACGUCAAGGUGAUAGUCAUGGCCUGCAGAGAGAUAGAGAUGGGAAAGAAGAAGUGUGAGUGUUACUGGGCUCUAGUUCAUCAGUCUGCUGCGUUCGGCCCGUUCACUGUUCACAACCAGGGGGAGACUUGUCCUAAUGAAGACAUGGUUGUCAGAAAUCUGACUGUCACAUACCAACAGGACACCCGUUCACUGACUCAGUAUCAGUUCCUGUCGUGGCCGGAUCACGACGUUCCCUACGAGGCUGCAGGAGUCCUGGACCUGCUGGAGAGAGCCAGGAGCAGCCAGGGAACACACACCUCUCCUCUGCUGAUACACUGCAGUGCGGGCUGUGGGAGGACAGGAGUCAUCUGUGCUCUGGACUACAUCCAUGACCUGAUGGUUACCAAGAUCACAACAGACUUCAGCAUCAUGAAGAUCGUCCUGGAGCUGAGGAGACAGAGACCCUCGGCAGUCCAGACUAAAGAUCAGUAUCAGUUCAUCUUCACGUCCGUCGCCUGUAUGUUCGAACAGGCCCUGCAGCCGACGAGGCCACAGCUCUACUGCAACCUGUCCGAGCUGAAGACGAAACCAGAGAAACCGGAGAGAAAAACCUCAUUAACAUCUCCUCACCCCUCCAAGAGAUCAUCAAAGCAGAUUGAGAUGAAUGACACGUAUGCUGUGGUCAACAAGUCCAAACUUUCCCAGCAACCUCCAACAAAGUCUGCCUAUUCUGCUGUAGCCCUGCCCAGAUCCAGCAGGACGCUGCCGACCUCCCAUCACUAUGACAACGACCCCGCAGGAGCAUCGGCCGCUCCUGUCUACAGCUCGGUCAGACCGCGAGCUAAACCACACAGCCUGACACUCUCCACCACGCCCAUCUACGACAUCGCAACGUCAGCCAGUCAAAGGCCAGCAGAGGGACCAUUGAUGCCACACAACAAUGGAGAAUAUCACCUGGUGCCAGCUGAUCAGCUUUCAACAACAGACGAUGAUUAUGAAGAUUUUUCCACUUCAGUCACAGAUGUGUCCAACGUCUGUUCACAUGGAAACAUCGGGUUUAACAGUCGUAUCCAGAAGCCCAGAGGACCCAGAGAUCCUCCUGCUGAGUGGAGCCGACUAGAGAGAUGAACCACUCAAACUGGACGUUGCUGGUUCACAGUACAGACCAUCAGGCCAUGUCCACACUAAUACGUUUUGAUUUUAAAACGCAGCACUGUUGCUAUGGUUACGCCUGGCGUUCACACUACUGCAGAGUUUUCAAGCCCCCUAAAACUUUUGGAGACUUUUGUAAACAAAACACUCCUGGAUGGAAAUCGUUUCUGUUUUAAAAUUAAAACAGGUUAGUGUUAGGGGAAAAUUUCAGGUUAACUGGAGAAUUUUGGAAAUAUUAAAAAUUGGAAACUUUCCAUGGGAAGUAACUGGAUUAUAUCAGAAUUAAUGGAAAUUAACUGGAAAUUUGGGUUAGUUUAUACAAACUGUAUCAAAUACAAACAUAACAAUAAACAUUUAGUUAGAUUUACUUAGAUUUUUUGUGAACUUGAUUAGAUUCUUUCUUGAAUGAAUGAAAGAAUUUUUAUUCAACUUAAACUGUCAAUGAAAUGGUGUUAGCUAGCUAACAUUUAGCAUCUCUGAUUUAGCAGCUAGCUACUGUAAACACAUGUAGAUGUAUUUUGUUGCACAGAUCAAAUAUAUUAAUACUGGGUAGAAAUACUGAACUGACUUUACAUGAAAUCUAGUUGUUUUAACCAAGAUUAGGCUGCGAGGUGGGUUUUCUUUUUCAGCUACAUUUGAGUUCCCUGUUAUAGGUUAACCUGUGAUUUAGUUAAUUUACAUUUUAUUCCUGUUAAUUCCCAAACUUGCAGAGUUUUGCAGCCCUACUUAGUGUGGACGUAGCCUGAGUCUGGACCGAGUGAUUCGACUCUCGAUGCAUUAAAGUCAACGGACACAGUGGGAACUUUUAACUGAAACCAAAGUGACCUGGACUGUGAGACUCACCCUGUGCUGUGAUUCGAUGUGACUUGUUGCUUUUGUUUCCUGCUGGUUGAACUGACCGUCACUGUGAUCUGAUUCCUGCCUCCGCAGCAGGGCUUCAUGCUGUCUUUGUAUUUUAUGAAAGGAUUUUUAAAGUUUGGUUUUCAGUGUAUGUGUGUGUGUUUUUAAAAACUCCCUGAGAAGAAUAUUUAACAGCAGCUCGGAAACAGA
Messenger RNA from Lates calcarifer (barramundi perch), 3466 nucleotides. RefSeq names its product protein tyrosine phosphatase non-receptor type 18 (gene ptpn18). The coding region runs from base 938 to 2392 and encodes 484 amino acids. Gene Ontology annotation, cellular component: cytoplasm; nucleus. The record is from RefSeq and is a predicted model, not a curated record. Gene Ontology annotation, molecular function: non-membrane spanning protein tyrosine phosphatase activity. Gene Ontology annotation, biological process: peptidyl-tyrosine dephosphorylation. The transcript is spliced from 16 exons. Lineage: Eukaryota; Metazoa; Chordata; Actinopteri; Centropomidae.